Phyllopteryx taeniolatus (common seadragon) is the source of this 5139-nucleotide messenger RNA. RefSeq lists its product as uncharacterized. Bases 349 to 5130 code for a protein of 1593 amino acids. Lineage: Eukaryota; Metazoa; Chordata; Actinopteri; Syngnathiformes; Syngnathidae. The record is from RefSeq and is a predicted model, not a curated record. The transcript has 3 exons. Gene Ontology annotation, cellular component: Z disc. Gene Ontology annotation, biological process: positive regulation of calcineurin-NFAT signaling cascade.
GUUGAAGACCGUGUGGCCAGAGAGGGGAUAAGGCAGAAUCCCCCUCCCAUCAAUAAGGCCCUUUUGGGGGAGGGAGGUAUGGAAUCCCUGGAAGGCCCAAAUGAUGGAAUAUAAACUUGGAAGGUGCACCAUGGCAGCAGAGCUCCAGGGCUUAGAUGUUCUUUAAAUACUUCUGGAUGGCUUCCAGGGAAUUUCCAGUAUUUGUUCAGAUGAAGGACAACUGAGAUGCACAGCUCCUUAGUAGCUGGGACCCUAAAAUCAAGGUUUUUAAACUCUACAAUGAAAAAUUGUAUGGGUUUCUGAGGUGAGAGUUUGAAUGAAUAUGCUCACUGUUGGCGAGUCUUCAUCAUGACGUCAAUGGAGAAACGCCGCUCAAGCCGAAAGAGUGGUGGACAUCGCAAGCACAGCGAUGGAGGCUUUAGCGACACAUCCAGUGGUGGAUCCUUUCUGGACGAGACCGACCGUGAAGUCCGUAGUCUCACAGACAAAGCCUUCAGGAGUCUCUGCAUUGGCGAUGAGGCAGUUUAUAAUGACUCGGACCUGGGUUCAUCGUCACCGUGCAUCCACAGGGACAGACAGCGGGCCUUCAGUCAAAGUGGAUUGGAAAGAGAGGACAGUGACAGGAAUGAGCUUAAAAAAGAAGCACAUGAGAGCUUCAGCCUGAUGGUGCAGCAGUAUGAACAAGAUUUGAUCCAUGAAGGAAUGUAUGGGGCAGAGAUGAACAGAAAUCCACAGUGGGAUGUCUGUGGAGAGAGGACACAAGGGAGGGUUUCUGCCACAUUUCAACAAUCCUUUAUGGAAAUGACCCAGGAGAACAGGUCUCUUGGAGAAGACCUGUUUGGCUCUUUCACCAAUGGAGCCACCGAUUUGAGUUUGCAGCAUCGAAGAAGCCGUUCCAGAGUUUCUUCACUUAUCAGAGCAUUUAACUCUCAGGAUGGAGCGGUUAUGGAGGAUCAGCUCAGAGAGUGGAAUGAUGAGGCACACUGGAAUAGACCAGGUCUAAUGAACAUGCUUUCACCAUAUCAGCAAAACUUCACCAAUGGUCAUUUACCCAUGGCUGGUCAGUUCCCCUCCCAGGACACCAACCUUUACUCAACUGAAGCAGCUGCAGUGUCUCACAUGAACGCUGCCUCCUCUUUUAUGAGAUUGUCCCACAAUAACCAUAAUAUGAUGACGCAGUUGGACUGUAACAGUAAUUUCUUUAUACACAGUGAAUUCAGUCCUUUCAGAGUAUGGAGAGACCAUAACAGUUGCCAACAAGCAGACGUCUCAAGGUUUAUGCACUGUUCAGAGUUCCCUAAGUGGGACCAAACUCCCAUGUACAAGGAGCUUUCACUGGAACCCCAAAUAGAUGGGAUUAAAAGGCACCACAGGACUAUGAUGGCCCCCGUGGUGCCAGACCAUCUUUUACAAUCCAUUUCAACAUCCACAAGGUUACGGAAAGCUUCUGCUUUGGAGAAGCGCUGUGAGUCUGAACAGGCGGUACAUUAUCCCCACAGAAUUACGACACAGAGUCUUGGAACAAACAGAUUUCCAUCCCAACGACCAUCAAUGACAUCCCCCACCAUAGAGAUGUCUCAGGAAACCAUCAGCUCGGUUAAGGCCCUCCACCAACAGAUUAAAAUAAUGACAGAACACAACACCAAACCAGAGAUGACAGCUGAGAGACAUGGAGCACUUUGUAGCAAUGAUACGCUAUUUGCCGUCACAACAGAGCGAAACGUAGCUAGCCAUAGCACCAGUAUUCUCUCCAAUGAUGGCCAGCUGCUUUCGCCACUGGUUCCUGUGUCCCAAGCAGAGCCACCAGAAAGUACAGAGAAUGCAGUUUCUCCCCAAACUGUGGAACAUCCUCCAGUGCGUGCCGAAAGCAGGGGGGGCACUCCUGAUGUAAGGAUGUCAAGUUAUAAAUCCAGAGCCAGCAGCCUCCUCUUCAAUCUCAAAGACAACAGGAAGAGAGUGAAAAGUACAUACAGUCCUGCCAAAUUUAAGGGCUUUGAGCCACUAGAAAAAAGCAGAGAACUUCCUCUCCAGGAAUCCAAAGAUAUUGUGCUUGAUAUGCCUGAGUAUCUACAAAUAGACAUUCAGGAUUCCAGCUGGACUGAUGCACCUCCACAUCAACAUGUUAAACUCUAUUACAGCCCCAGACCUUUAUCUCCAGGAAUUAAUUCUCAGCCCAAUACAGGGCACAUUUCAGACUACAAGACAGCUCAGAGAAAAGGUGAGACGGUCCAAAUUUCUGGGUACAUACCUGAAAAUUACACCAGCAAUCAUUUGACUACUGGUCAGAAUAUCAGUGAAGACCUGUCAUCAUUUCCUCCCUUUAAGCAGGACGUGGCGGGCAUUCAAGUGGGAGGGGAGGCAUACAGACAUAAAUUAUCUUACAACACCACAGAUAUGCACUGGCCAACGGGUGAAAACAUUCAAAUAAGUGACUAUUUAAAUAGCAAAGGUGCCCAUUUAAAAGAAGCAGAUGUGAGGCAUUCCACUGAGGAAUCUCAACGAAAUCCGAAUAAACAGAAUUAUAGCAAUGUUUCGAAAGAACGGUUCAGACGUCCAAAUACCCCAAACAGUAAACAACUGGCUCUGAAAGCAGUUGUAGCUCCAUGGAAACAAGAGACCUCACCUUUCAAAGAAAAACACCAACAUGCUCAGGCUAACCUACAAGCUAUCACCAUAAAGGAGAUCAGUUCACAAAGAGAUGACCACAAAAAAGAGAGCCAGCAGAACACAAAUCAAGAAGCCAAGAGGACCCCACAGUGUAAUUUGUCUGUACGAAACCCAACAUUUUAUGGACAGGACAGGAUAGAGAAUUAUUUCCAACAAAACAUGUAUGGAAAUGGGAAUAAAGACACAGACAAAACUAUGCACAAUCAAGAAACAAGUCAGAGAAAAGUAUGUGGAGCAUCGUUCAAGGAAGAACAGCCAAAAACAGCUGAACAACGAAAUACAUAUAAUAACCACAACAGUUCAUCAGUCCCUGAGAUGGAAGAAAGGGUCCACCAAGUGAAGUAUGGUCAAUCAGUUGCGGUCAAGGCUGUACAAAAUAGAUCAAAACAAAUACAAUCAGAGCAGAGACAAAUGGAGCAGUCCAAUGUUCAGCAGUGGCAGAAUGGUACAGUUGAAGCAGAACCAGCACGACCAGAAAAGACAGAUGAAACAAUGGCAGACAAGGUCAAACUGGAACAAGCUAAAGCAAAAGAGCAAAGAAAAGAGCAGAUGAGAGGGAAGCAAAAAGAGAGAACCAAUGAGAAACCGUCAAAAGCUCCAACUCAAGUUAGAGAUGAUAAAGAAACAAAUGAUGUAAAAGUACAAGCUGAACAGAUGAGAGGUGUGCAGACUGAACAGGUUCAAGCAGAACAAGCUGAUUUGGAAGGACUAAAAGGCAAACAGAGACAAUUAGAAUCAGUUAAAACUCAGCCAUCUCAAAAAGACAAGAUCACAAUAGAUGAGGUUAAGGCAAAACCGAGAACAAUUGAACAAGAAGGAGAACAGAAAAUGUUAGAGAACGUCAAAACGAAUAAUGUUAAAAGUGACCAAACGUUAGCAAACCAACUAAACAUGGAAAAAGCUCAACUACAAACUAAAACAGAACAUGCUAGUGCAAAAAUGGAAGUACACAGUGAAAAAGACAAACAGAAUGAAAAGAAAGCUGAGAAAGAAUCACAAGUCAAUGCUCAACCUAAAGAAGAGAUACAUGACGCCAAAGAGACAAAUUCUGUUGCCAGAAAAGCAGAGCUGGCUAAGAUGGAGCUAACCAACAUAGAGCUAGCUAAAGUAGUACUAGUAAAACACCAACACAUAAAGGAAAGAUCAUCAAAGCCCACAGAAAUUCUAACAAUACAGCAUCAUGUCAAGAGUGAACCCAGUAAAGUUGAGCGCGUUAAGACAGAGUUAGCCAACGCUAAAGCAGAGCUAGCAAAGAUAAAGGAGAAAAUGAAGGGAGAGCAAACGGAGAAAGUCAGAUAUACAAUUAUCCCAAAGGAGGAAGGUGUUGCAAACAAAGAUGGUUUGGCAGAGGUGACUGUCAUACAACAGACAGCACAAAUACAUCAACCAAAGGACAAUUCAGCUGCUAAAAUAGCAUAUAAUAUAAAUCAAGAAAAACAUGGGGCUGAUUAUUAUCAAAAUCUGAGAGAGAAAUAUGGCUUUAUUAAUUCACUGUCACACAAAAUGUCAUCAGAGACAAACAUUUCUUUAAACGAUGACAAUGUGACGCCAUCAGCUCUGUCACUUGAUAUUUAUACAAAAGUUAAUAACAACAAAUCAAAUGAUGAAUAUCCCACAAACAGUGGUGAAAACAAUAAUAAGAAAGUAAAAUUUAGUAAAGGGAAUGAGAGUCUUUAUAUCUACAGUGAGUCAUCCAAAGAAUUCAAAUUAUCUCAAGCAGACCAUUUACCUCCUUGUGCAGAUAAAAGAGCAACUGGUGACAUAGUUGCUGAUAUUGGAAAGGAUGACAAAGUUACAAAUUUGGAAACAUCUUAUCCUGACUCUCGUUCUGAUGAUGCACAUUUAGAGUCUGUUAGAAAUCCUGAAAGAAAAGAUAAAUCGGAGCAUCUGAAAGUAUUGCCCCAUAAAGAGAAAGCUCAGACAAAACAGGAGAUUCUUACUUCGAAAAUAAAAGCUCAUGCCGAGAAGGAGAUUUCAGCCCUGAUGGAAGGUUUCGCUUUACGAGAGGUCGGUACAUCUAAAACCGUCACCAAACCACUCCCAGCAAGACAGAAUCUUCAUUUAAAACAGAAACCUCUAUUGCAUGAGGUGCUCAGUGGCCAUGAAACCUCAAUAUCCAGUAAUACUACAACUAAACAACAGACCGGAUCAUCAGUAAUGGAAGACAAGGCACUUCGCAGCUCUGAGGGAAUGAGUACUCAAACUGUCAAUCAAUGGCAGAAGCAACUUCCCACAGAACCCAUGAAGAGCAACGACCAGCAACGACCAGAAAAUGCACCCCCAGAGAUGAAAAAGACAGCAGGUUAUUCUGUGAGCACAGAACAGCAACCACAUCAUCAUGAAAUCAGGUCACUAAUAACAAAUAAGGAUCAGGAAUCAAAGUACAGCAAAGAAAAACUGGCGAUAAAGCCUGAUGAAAACUCUGAAAAGGCUGAAAUUGGAAUCAAUUAUGCACAAACCUGAUUCAAUCAU